Molecule: messenger RNA, 3968 nt
Organism: Oncorhynchus keta (chum salmon)
Lineage: Eukaryota; Metazoa; Chordata; Actinopteri; Salmoniformes; Salmonidae
Product: MAP/microtubule affinity-regulating kinase 3-like
Exons: 16
Coding region: 33-2108 (691 amino acids)
Biological process (GO): protein phosphorylation; intracellular signal transduction
Cellular component (GO): plasma membrane; cytoplasm
Molecular function (GO): ATP binding; protein serine/threonine kinase activity
Source: RefSeq, a predicted model, not a curated record
GUUGAGAGUAUCGGGCAAGCGCGAGGGGAUCUAUGAGUUACCCCCACAAAAACGAGAGAGUUAUCUGGUUAAAUGGCAUUCAAAUUGCCAGCACAAAAAUGACAGGGUCUCCGUCGAUGAAGAGACCCCCCAUCACCAUACAUACGGCUCACAGCAAUGGGCGCCAGGAAGUCACCACGCGCUCUGUCCGCUCGGGAGUCCGCACCCGAAACUCUGGUGCCGACGAGCAGCCUCAUGUGGGGAACUAUCGGCUCCUGAAGACCAUUGGGAAGGGCAACUUCGCCAAGGUCAAGCUGGCCCGCCAUAUCCUCACUGGCAGAGAGGUGGCAAUAAAGAUCAUCGACAAGACACAACUAAACCCAAACAGCCUUCAAAAGCUCUUCAGAGAAGUAAGAAUAAUGAAGCUUUUAAACCACCCAAAUAUAGUCAAGUUGUUUGAGGUGAUCGAGACCGAGAGGACGCUGUACCUGGUGAUGGAGUAUGCCAGUGGAGGAGAGGUCUUUGACUACCUUGUUGCACACGGAAGGAUGAAAGAAAAAGAGGCCAGGGCUAAAUUUAGACAGAUCGUAUCUGCUGUGCAGUACUGCCACCAGAAGCACAUUGUCCAUAGAGACCUGAAGGCAGAGAACCUGCUGUUGGAUGCAGACAUGAACAUUAAGAUAGCAGACUUUGGUUUCAGUAAUGAGUUCACCAUAGGGAACAAGCUGGACACGUUCUGUGGCUCCCCACCCUACGCCGCCCCGGAGCUGUUUCAGGGGAAGAAGUACGACGGGCCCGAGGUGGACGUCUGGAGCCUAGGGGUCAUCCUUUACACACUGGUCAGCGGCUCGCUGCCCUUCGAUGGGCAGAACCUCAAGGAGCUCAGGGAGCGGGUUCUGAGGGGGAAAUAUCGUAUCCCCUUCUACAUGUCCACAGACUGCGAGAACCUCCUCAAGCGCUUCCUAGUGCUCAACCCGGCCAAGCGGGGGACUUUCGAGCAAAUCAUGAAGGACCGCUGGAUCAACGUGGGAUCGGAGGAGGACGAGCUUAAGCCUUUUGUAGAACCAGAACAGGACAUCACGGAUCAGAAGAGAAUAGAUGUAAUGGUGGGGAUGGGCUUCUCUCCAGAGGAGAUCCAGGAGUCUCUGGCCAAGAUGAAGUAUGAUGAGAUCACUGCCACCUACCUGCUGCUUGGGAGGAAGUCUUCUGAGCUGGAGCCCAGUGAGUCAACCUCCAGUAGCAACCUGUCCCUGGCCAAGCCCCGGCCCACGAGCGAGCUCAAUGGCCAGUCUCCCUCCCACCUCAAAGUCCAGCGGAGCAUCUCCUCCAACCAGAAACCGAGACGCUACAGUGACCAGGUGGGUCAGAAUGUUCCCCAAGGGUCCGGAUACCCCAAGAGGAGCCAGACCAGCACGGCCGAAAACAACAUCAAAGAGGAGGGAGGGGUGCAGCUACGCAAACCCAACACCCCCGGCGGGCGCAGUGUCCCUCCCUCCAGUCCCCUGCUGGGGAACGCCAACAACCCCAACAAAGCUGAUAUUCCCAAUGGCAAGAAGGGUGUUACCCCCGUCCCCAAUCGCUUCUGUACCACCCUGCAGAAUAACACUGGCUCAGGCGGGAUGACAAGGAGAAAUACGUACGUGUGCAGCGACAAGAACGCUACGGACCGGCUCUCUGUCAUUCCCAAUGGGAAGGAGAAAAGUGUGGCCGUGUCUCCUGGCCAGCGGAACCCUGUGGUGUCCACCCACAGCAUCACCAGCGCCACCACGCCCGACAGACUACGUUUCCCACGAGGCACAGCGAGCCGCAGCACCUUCCACGGCGGCCAGCUGAGGGAGCACCGCACGGCCACCUACAAUGGGCCCCCAGCCUCACCCACGCUGUCCGACGACGCCGCGCGCCUUACCCAGACUCGCAGCCGCGGCUCCAGCAACCUCUUCUCCAAACUCACCUCCAAACUCACCCGCAGGGUCAGUAUUGACCCGGCCAAACGGCAGACGGCCAAAUCAGGGCCUGCCAUCCCUUCUUCCCAGGGAGCAAAGACUCUUAGUAAGUCUUCUGUCCACUCAUCUCUCCUCUUCUCUUUUCCCCUUCCUCUUCCUCGUCAUCCUGGCAUUAUCGGCCUGUGAUCAUGUCAUUUUUUCUUACUCUCUUUUCAUGUAUCCGUAAAAAAUACACGCUUUUCAAGAGCGGAAGAUAUCGAAAGUUAUAGGAAGUCGCAGAUGGAGACCUAAAGUAAGGGAUCAUUUCAACCCUUAUGUCCCCACAAGAGUUAGGCUCAACUUUGUAUGUCAGAGUUCUGUGUGGAGAGAACAAACUCAUAUACAACAUGGUUACAUGGUCACAUUCCCUUCUCUCUAGAAUGUGUAUGUGACACUCCCAGCCCCAGAUACAGUCUCAGUACUUCUCUUGUCCCUCAUCCCACUGGCUAGAGGCUUCUAUCUUGCCCACUAACUAAACCCUCCAGGAAUCAAACUUUCUCUACCCUCCUGUAGACUCAUUUCAGAGCUAGUCUGCAUGUCUGCAGCACAAAACUCAUUAGGGUCUGUGGACAUGGUAUGCAGUCCGACAAUGGCCCUGUAACUGCUUGCCUAAUUGUCUUUCAAGCCAACCCCCUCUCCUCUAAAUAUAACCAGUGUCACAUAGAGGGAAGAAACAUGGGACAUGUUAGAGGAUGUCUAGAGGACCUCUGUCCUGCUGUCUGUCAACCUCGAGAAUAGACUGCAUGAGAGCUCCCACAACAGCCCCAGUCUGCAUGCACUGACCCUAAUACACAAUGUGUGUAUUAGACGUGUGGGUGUGUGGACUGUAGUUCCACUGUAUGGUUUUGUUUUUGUCUUGUUUGGGUGAAUCUCGUCAUGUCAAGAAACGUAUCCAAGCUGUCAUACCGUCACUCAACACAUUUCCAUUCCUGUAUCCCCUUGUUCUAUGUGGUCUGUUGAAGCACUUGUUGUUAGUUUGAUCACCGGCGAGACUGAUCAGUGUGACCAGUUCAAAGUCUCUUUUCCCAUUGAUUCUGCACAGGGUUCAUGUCAACACUUCCAUAUCGAGGUUAUAGAUAUUUGGUGGUGGCUUUCUUGUUUCUAAAUACUUCUACACCAAUGUGGAUGCUGACAUGAUUACGGAUAAUCCUAAAUUAAUUGUGAAUAAUAAUGAAUCCACAUGAAUGUCGAAGUGUUUUAAAACAUAUUCUUAUUUACAAUAAAAGUGACUCCAAAAUGACACACAAUACAUUAUUUACAAUUCAUUUCUAUUGGGUACAAAAUCAUCUGAAACACAACCAAAACAAACACCAAAUGCAUCGAGUCAAGCUUUUGCGUGUUGUGAAUUUGGGAACAAUGAACUAUUUACUACUUUAAUAUAAAUAAGUGAAUUUGUUCCAAUACUUUUAGUCCCCGAUAAUGGGGUGGGGAGGACUAUGUACAAAACGUGCUGUAAUUACUAAACGGUUCACCCGAUAUGGAUGAAAAUACCUUCAAAUUAGUCAUUGUGUCAUUUCAAAUCCAAAGUGCUGGAGUACAGAGCCAAAACAACAAAUGUGUCAAUGUCCCAAUACUUUUGGAGCUCACUGUAUGUUAUAUAUCUCUCAUCCUUGAAAUGACAAAAUACUCUCUUUGGAAGUCCACAUGUGUUUUUUCUCUUUUUCCUAAUCUUGCUCUGCUUCCUCUACAACUGUCAGAGUCUCAACCGAGUUUGAGAGAAACGGGAGAUUUGAGGGCUCAAGGUGAGGUGUAUGUUGUUGCUUUCGCAACCUGAUAUUUCUGUGACAGGCUUGAUAUCAUUUCACUCCCAGCUCUGUUCUCCAUUCUGUCAGUCAACCAGUAGUCCCAUCUGUCUAUCCAUAGGUCCUUCUCCCCAUGGAAGUGGUCUCUGUGAUGAAGGGUGUGGUUAUUGUGGUUUCCUCGAGUGGUGUGCUCCUCCUAGUGUGCUGCAUGACCAUCUGUUUACUGUAUGCUUUGCUAAUUUGAUCAACACCUUGUAUUAGUUUG